This is a messenger RNA of Lepisosteus oculatus (spotted gar), 3186 nucleotides long. Its product is annotated as serine/threonine-protein phosphatase 2B catalytic subunit beta isoform. The record is from RefSeq and is a predicted model, not a curated record. Lineage: Eukaryota; Metazoa; Chordata; Actinopteri; Semionotiformes; Lepisosteidae. Gene Ontology annotation, biological process: calcineurin-mediated signaling. Gene Ontology annotation, molecular function: calmodulin-dependent protein phosphatase activity; calmodulin binding. Gene Ontology annotation, cellular component: cytoplasm; calcineurin complex.
GACACGCAGAGGGGUCGCUACAGUCUGGGAAUUCCGUUCUCCCAAUCGCACGCACACACACCGCCAUGUUGGUCUUAACUGCAGGUUUGAAAAUCAGUGUCUGAGUGUAUUCCUCUUAUCUCAGUAGAGCUACCCCUCUCUUGGCAGCUGCUAUCAUUUACACGGGCUCUAUGAAAAUAAACGGAACCACUGAUAGAAGGGGGGCUGCCGCAGUGACUAAAUACCUGAGGAGUGUAAAGGGAGAUUGUCCUGAAAAAAACCAUAACAGAACGCGACAGACCUUCCUCCAGCAUGUCCACUAAGGACGGACUGCUCCCCAGCACUGAUCGUGUGAUAAAAUCUGUCCCCUUUCCGCCCACUCAUCGGCUGACAGCUGAGGAAGUGUUUGAAAAUGGUAAGCCACGGGUGGAGGUUCUGAAAAACCACCUCAUAAAGGAGGGACGACUGGAAGAAGAAAUAGCCCUUCGGAUUAUUAACGAAGGAGCUGAGAUACUUCGCAGAGAGAAAACUAUGCUAGAUGUGCAAGCACCAAUUACAGUGUGUGGCGAUAUUCAUGGGCAGUUCUUUGACCUGAUGAAGCUCUUUGAAGUGGGAGGAUCCCCAGCCAACACUAGAUACCUCUUCCUUGGUGACUAUGUGGACAGAGGCUACUUCAGUAUAGAGUGUGUUCUGUAUUUGUGGGCACUGAAAAUUCUAUACCCUACCACAUUGUUCCUAUUAAGAGGCAAUCAUGAAUGCAGACACCUCACAGAGUAUUUCACUUUUAAACAGGAAUGUAAAAUCAAAUAUUCCGAAAGAGUGUAUGAUGCUUGCAUGGAAGCCUUCGACUGCCUACCACUCGCCGCACUUUUAAAUCAGCAGUUUCUGUGUGUUCACGGAGGCCUUUCUCCGGAAAUCCAAACUUUAGAUGACAUUAGAAGAUUAGAUAGGUUCAAAGAGCCACCUGCAUUUGGGCCAAUGUGUGACCUGCUGUGGUCAGACCCUUCUGAAGACUUUGGGAACGAGCAGUCACAAGAGCACUUUAGCCACAACACUGUCCGUGGAUGCUCGUACUUCUAUAGCUACCCUGCAGUGUGUGAAUUUUUGCAAGCAAACAAUUUGCUAUCAAUAAUUAGAGCACACGAAGCUCAGGAUGCAGGGUAUAGAAUGUACAGAAAAAGUCAAACAACAGGUUUUCCAUCACUAAUUACGAUUUUUUCAGCACCUAACUAUUUAGAUGUGUACAAUAAUAAAGCUGCUGUAUUAAAAUAUGAAAGUAACGUGAUGAAUAUCCGGCAGUUCAACUGUUCACCACAUCCAUACUGGCUGCCUAAUUUCAUGGAUGUUUUCACGUGGUCUUUGCCAUUUGUUGGUGAAAAAGUUACAGAGAUGCUGGUGAAUGUGCUCAACAUUUGCUCCGAUGAUGAAUUAAUGACAGAGGGUGAAGAUCAGUUGGACGAGCGACUCAUUUAUGGCAGUAGAAAAGUAGGUAAAGCUGCAGCCCGAAAAGAGAUCAUCAGAAAUAAGAUCCGAGCAAUAGGCAAGAUGGCCCGGGUAUUCUCUGUGCUCAGGGAGGAAAGUGAGAGUGUGCUGACACUGAAAGGGUUAACUCCGACUGGGAUGCUGCCAAGCGGGGUUCUGGCGGGAGGACGGCAGACUCUGCAGAGCGCCACGGUUGAGGCAAUAGAGGCUGAUGAAGCGAUCCGAGGAUUUUCGCCGCAACAUAAAAUCUGCAGCUUUGAAGAGGCGAAAGGCUUAGACAGGAUCAACGAGAGAAUGCCCCCUCGGAGAGAUGCCCUCCAGCAAGAUGGUAUUCAUACAAUAAGCCCUUCGAAUGCCAUUGAAAACAAUGGGACUGACAACAAUAAUGUGCAGUGACUACACCAAGUCCUCUUUUGCACACUUCAUGUCUGAAUUUAUAUAUUAUUUAGGUAUCUGCUUCUACAGAGCUUUAGCUCAAGAGACAAGGAAUUAACAAGCAUUGUUGACUGAUAUGUGCAACAUGCAGAAUAUGUAAUAAAGUUAAACCAACAUUCAACUACAAAACCAGCCAGUGUAAGGAUAGGGGGGGUGGAUAUUUGUGAGCAUGAUGGACUGUUUCAGUGGAUCAGAUGGGCAGUGGGUGAGUCUGGCUUUCAUUGAUGCAAUCCUAACGGACAAAAAGUGGGGUAGGUAAUUUAACAAAAUUUCAAAUACAACCCUAGUUGCUAAGUGCUUAACCUUUAUUUAUUGUUGUUUUUCGUCUUUAAAAGGAAAAUUGAAAUGUUCAGAUGGAAUGAUCUUUAAAUCAUUCUGAAGCUAUAGAUGUGUUUUAGAUAUUUAUACAAAAUGCCAAAAAAAAUCAAAUUCAGCUGUUAAAAUGUGCAACAUGCUGACCUCAGGUGUAUUCCUCCUAGGCACUAAUUAUGUAUUAUAAUUUUUUUGAGUUGAAAUAUUUUCUAAAGGAAUAUUUAUUACUUGAAAUUGCAAUUAUGUAUAAAGUGAUAAAUCCCCUUCUAAUGUAAAAGAUUAUGACUAUAUUAGAAAUAUUAAUCUAAAGACCUCUAAUUACAAUAUGUAUGGCCUAUUUCAGUUUAAAAAAUAGUCCAGUGUUUUUGCAUUACAAAUUUGUGUUCAUAUCAAGUCUGUGAACCUUGACUGUAAUUUGUGUAUGCAUGUUUUAAUUUGCAUAGACUUAUGUACAGUAAACAUAAGCCAAUGGAUAACCAUGUAGAAAUAUCUAUAGGCUUUGAUGCUGUACAAUUUAUUUACUAUUAAUAUAUUUAAACUGCUUAAAAUGUUAAUAUUAUUUGGGGUGAUUUUUUUCCCAAUUAACAGUUACAAAGUUGAAAAAUGCCAUUACAUUUUCACAAAAUCCAAACACUUAUUAUCCCUUCUACAAAUGUUUCUUUCCAGUGGAACCUAAGAAUUUACUUUAAAAAAGCCUUGAGAGGUGAAUGACUGGGCAAUUACAGUAGUAGCAAAAUGUUCUGAACUCUGUUGUAUUUUCCCAUUGUUUCUUUUGUUUUACAUGUAAAAUUGGAUCUGUUAUUCAUCCCCUGAAAAAUAAUUUAAAUCAUUUUAUAUUCUUCCAGAACCAUCUCUUAUUUGCGCUGAUGCACAACAUGUACAUAGUGUCUAAAGCAAGCAUGCAUGUUAUGUUCUCCUUGAUUAUUUUAUAAAAAAACAAGUACAUAAUAAAUUAUCUGUGUGACCAGCUGCUCUUAA